AUGCCAUCCGAUAACCCAAAUUCCAUUCCCACGCUCGAAGAGAAGCACAAUGGUGUACCAGCGCGCCUGUUACAUAAAGCGCAUCGCGCAAAAGGGCUCAUCCAAGAUAUUGCGACCAAGCAGAUCCGGCCGAGACAAUGUUUGCCCGUGAUACCACAAGGAAUCGAGCGAUCGCGGUUUUUCUCGGCUAUUGAUGAACUAUCAAGCCAGCUGGGCAAUGAAAACGUCGAAAUCAAUGAUAAACCGCUUGAUGAUGGAUGGUACAUGGAGCCUCCCAAUACACAUGACGGAAUGGCUAUCACAGACGAGGAAGAACUAGUCGCUUCUGCGGUGGUCUAUCCGGGUAGUACGGAAGAGGUACAGAAGAUCGUACAAUGGGCGAACAAGUAUCUCAUUCCUUUACAUCCCAUUUCAAUGGGCCGAAACUUUGGUUAUGGCGGAGCGGCGCCACGCGUGCGUGGGGCUGUCGUGAUCGACCUCGGGAAGCGCAUGAACAAGAUUCUCGAUAUCAACCCCGACGACAGUACCUGCCUGGUGGAACCAGGUGUAUCCUAUUAUGGACUAUACGAAGAAGUGCAGAGGCGUGGCUACAAGCACCUCUGGAUUGACGUUCCUGACCUAGGAGGUGGCUCCGUGCUAGGGAAUGCCCUUGACCAUGGAGUUGGGUACACACCGUAUGGAGACCAUUGGGCAAUGCAUUCCGGCCUCGAGGUUGUCACACCCACCGGCGAGGUGGUCCGGACAGGGAUGGGCGCCCUACCAGGGAAUAACACUUGGCAGGUGUUUCCUUACGGCUUUGGUCCUUUCGUCGAUGGCAUAUUCUCGCAAUCGAACUACGGUAUUGUCACCAAGAUGGGAUUCGGUUUGAUGCCAAAUCCAGGUGGCCACGAAAGCUUCCUGUAUACCUUUGAGAAAGAGGAGGAUUUGGAGCAACUCGUGGAAAUAGUACGCCCUCUGCGGAUUGCUAUGAUCCUUGAAAAUACGGCAAACAUCCGUCAUGCGUUGCAGGUUCUCGCCCUAUCGGGAAAGCCUCGAUCGGCAUUUUAUGAAGGAGAAGGCGCUUUCCCUCGUGAAAAAAUGAACGAGUACCUGAAAGACCACCCUUAUGGAGCAUGCACCUGGUUAUAUUUCGGUACAUGCUACGGGCCCAAGGAGGCACGCCAGCUGAAGCUUGAUAUCAUCCACCGCGAAUUCAUGAAAGUUCCUGGUGCAAGACGGAUUGACCCAGCGGUGUUACCGCCCAGCGAUUAUUUCUGGUCUCGCGACAAGAUUGCAAGCGGGGAGCCAGACCUGGAAGAGCUUGCUUGGGUCAACUGGUGGCCUAAUGGCGGACAUGUUGCUUUUAGUCCCGUGGCGCCUACUCGUGGCGCCGAUGCGCUGCGAUUGUGGCAGAUGGCCAAGAAACACUGGAUGGCAUCUGGGCUAGACUUCUUCCUUGACUUCGUCGUUGGAUUACGCGAGCUCCAUCUGAUUGUGGAGUGUGUGUAUGACCGGGAUGACCCUAAGCAGCGCUCCACCGCACUGAAGGUAAUGAGAUCCCUCAUUGACGAAGGUGCGAAGGAAGGGUAUGGUGAGUAUCGUACGCAUUUACUCUUGAGUGAUCAAGUUGCAGGAACUUACUCCUGGAACGAUAACGCACUCAUGAAAUUCAACGAAAAGCUGAAGGACUGCCUCGAUCCCAACGGAAUCCUGGCACCAGGGCGGAGUGGCAUCUGGCCCGCAAGAUACAGAGGAAGGGGCUGGGAAAUCACUGGAGGGAAGAUAUCGUCUGAGGGUGAUGGAGUAACCCCGCCAUCAGCGACCACGAAGCUGUAA
Penicillium verrucosum is the source of this 1815-nucleotide messenger RNA. Its product is annotated as FAD-binding oxidoreductase. NCBI's taxonomy places the organism in Eukaryota, Fungi, Ascomycota, Eurotiomycetes, Eurotiales, Aspergillaceae. Gene Ontology annotation, cellular component: mitochondrion. The coding region runs from base 1 to 1815 and encodes 604 amino acids. Gene Ontology annotation, biological process: lactate catabolic process. The transcript has 6 exons. Gene Ontology annotation, molecular function: FAD binding; D-lactate dehydrogenase (NAD+) activity; D-lactate dehydrogenase (cytochrome) activity. The record is from RefSeq and is a predicted model, not a curated record.